Vitis riparia (riverbank grape) is the source of this 1399-nucleotide messenger RNA. RefSeq names its product disease resistance protein RPP2B-like. The transcript has 3 exons. The record is from RefSeq and is a predicted model, not a curated record. Lineage: Eukaryota; Viridiplantae; Streptophyta; Magnoliopsida; Vitales; Vitaceae. Gene Ontology annotation, molecular function: protein binding. The coding region runs from base 31 to 1164 and encodes 377 amino acids.
CUUUAUUCAAAUGGAACUGCUAUAAGAGGAAUGCCUUCUUCUAUUUCCCUCUUUAGAAACCUUGUAGUAUUAUCCUUUGGUGGAUGUAGUGGACCACCAUCUCUUUCAUGGUCAUUGCCCAGAAGAAGUUCACAUUCCAUUGAUUUCCUCCUGCUGUCAGACUUAUGCUCCUUACAGCACUUAGAUCUAAGUCACUGCAAUCUAUCUGAGGAAGCAGACCUUAGUAAACUUGGUCUCUUAUCUUCACUGAAAAAACUAAAUUUAAGUGGGAACAACUUUGUUAGUUUGCCUUCAAAUGUGUUGAGUCGACUUUCUCAGCUGACAAGACUUGACCUACAUAAUUGCAGAAGCCUGCAAGCAUUGUUAGAGCUCCCAUCAAGUAUACAAUCAAUAGAUGCACAUAAUUGCACAUCAUUAGAAAUCAUCCCAAACCAAUCAAUUUACAAGUCGCUCUACCAUGCCUCAUUUAUGAAUUGUUUCAAACUGAUGGAGUAUCAAAGCAGCCUUGAAACUUUGUUCCUAACAGUGGCAAUGGAUGCUACCGAGACAGAUUUUCAUCUUCCCUUAUCCCAGCCAGUUCCAUUCAGCACUAUUCUCCCUGGAAGUGGAAUACCAGAUUGGAUCGGACAUCAGAGCACAGGGUGUGAAGUAAAUAUUGAGCUAUCUCCAAAUUGGUUUAAUUCUAACUUCCUGGGUUUUGCUCUUUCCGCUGUCAUUGAUUUCAAUGAUAUGCCUCAUGCCAACCAUGCUGAUCUGUCCUUCCAAAUUUGUACCUCCCUGAUUUCCAAGUCUGGACUGGUAUUUUAUUAUGAUGCUUUCUAUGAUCAUACUCUUGGACAUGCAUUAAUUGAGCCAGACCAUGUGUGGCUGGCCUAUGCACCAGUUUCUAGCUCCAUCAAGUGGCAUGAAGUGAACCACAUUCAGGCUUCAUUUCUUAUGAUCACCCACAUGCUCCCUGUGAUUAAGAGGUGUGGGGUUGGUCUAAUGUACAGUAGGGAAGAUGUGAAAGAUGACAGUCAAAAAAUAAUCCAACACAUCUCUCCUCUCUCUCAAAAUUCAACUCUCCUUCUUCAUGAAAUUGAUGAUGGGGAACCCAGUGCAAGUGGUUUCUCUAAGCAGGAAUCAGAAUGUAGUGAUUACUACACUGAUGAGGGGGAAUCUUAGUGGAAGUGCCCUCUUUGAAGUUAUGGGUGUAGAUUCACUCCUGAAGAUUCACUUCCGCAGAUACUGAGAGAAUCCACAGAUACCACCAUUCAACUUAAGGGCAAUUCCAGUCAACAAUGACAUCUAUUCCUUGGCACCUGGUUCAUUUGCUGCAUUGAGGCCCAUUUUGGAUCUUUCUUCUUGGUCGAAGCUUUAUCCACCUGCUCUACUGAAGAUUGAAGGAAAGAAGAGUCCC